Kalmanozyma brasiliensis GHG001 is the source of this 747-nucleotide messenger RNA. Its product is annotated as DnaJ. The record is from RefSeq and is a predicted model, not a curated record. Gene Ontology annotation, molecular function: protein folding chaperone; protein-folding chaperone binding. The transcript has a single exon. Bases 1 to 747 code for a protein of 248 amino acids. Gene Ontology annotation, cellular component: nucleus; cytoplasm. Lineage: Eukaryota; Fungi; Basidiomycota; Ustilaginomycetes; Ustilaginales.
AUGGACGCCCCCCUUCCCGACUACUACCGAACGCUAGGUGUCACGCCCAGCUCGACGCCAGCCGAGAUCAAGGAGGCCUACAAGCGGCGCUCUCUCAAGACCCACCCGGAUCGCUUCCCCAACGCGACUCCCGCUGAGCGCCAACGCUACACGCAGAAGUUUCAAACGCUCGCCGACGCCUACUACGUGCUCUCGGACACCGAUCGACGUCGGGAGUACGACCAGCUGCGCAACUCUCGUCCAUCCAACGACAGCUUUUUCGGCGGCGCAUCGUACGACGAGGACGAAGAAGCAGCUUCCGAAUUCAGCGAGAAGGAGCAGAGCUACUCUGCCAACUUCUUCCAGAGCUUCUUUCCCGGCGCGUUCAAGGAGGAGGAGACCAACGAUACUCAGACCAACGAGGACCGUCGUCGUGCGGGAAGCAGCCAGCCCCAGGCAGACGGCGUCUUUGCCGACGUCUUUGAGGAGCUGCUGAGGCCGGAAGUGCAGAGGGUCGCGCCCAUUUGGAAGUUUGUCGGUGGCGCAUCGGGUACUGCGCUCGGGUUCAUUGUGGGUAACAUCCCGGGUGCUCUCGCUGGUGCUUUUGCAGGAAGCCAGUUGGGCAGGAUCAGGGACGCAAAGGGAAAGAGCGUUGCAGAGGUGUUCAUGGGGCUUGGGUCGGCACAGCGCGCUGAAGUAUUGACGAAUUUGUUGCAGCGCGUGCUCAACCAGCAGACGCGCUCGAGUUCGGGUGCGGUGCCACAAUGA